Messenger RNA from Pyricularia oryzae 70-15, 3402 nucleotides. RefSeq lists its product as uncharacterized. The record is from RefSeq and is a predicted model, not a curated record. Lineage: Eukaryota; Fungi; Ascomycota; Sordariomycetes; Magnaporthales; Pyriculariaceae. The coding region runs from base 329 to 2083 and encodes 584 amino acids. The transcript is spliced from 12 exons.
CUCCGUACCAGUUGCCCACGACGAGGAAUGGAAACAAAACUAUCAUAAAAGAACUAUUCAGUCUAUAACAAGUAACAGAUUUCGAGGCUUAGCGCGCUCAAUUGCUACUCGUCUCGUACAUGUACAUCUGAACAAGUUUUAGGUUUCUUUAGCUAGACAGCUUACUUUCGCUUGGGAAAGACUAUUUCUCAAGCCGACAACGCGCUAGCUGACAUCCAUAGAGUAUUCUUUGACCACAAGUCGCGAACAAAUCAUCACCUAGCUCACCCUCUUAAUAAAAUACCACCUGAAUUGCCCACACUGAACAAGAUUUUGGGUUUAGCCAUCCAUGUCGGAUGUCAAGAUCGCAAGAAUGGUUGCACCUCACGACAAAGACGCGUGGAAGGCCAAGGCGAAAUCCAAGAGGGACAGCAUCCUCGCCGCCAUACCGCGCGAAUGGAUACUGACUCCGGAGGAGCUCAAUCAAGUCUCACCGCCUCGGCGACGUGACAUUGUGCAGUAUGCUCGGCAGGAACUUCUUACCGCCGAGGAGCGCGACAUCACCGAGAUGGAUGCCGUGGCCAUCGUAAACGCCGUACGCAGCCGCAGCUUGACGGCUGAGAAGGUCACUCGGGCGUUUUGCAAGGCGGCGGCGAUUGCGCAUCAAAUAUGCAACUGUUUGCACGAAGUAUUCUUCGAUCUGGGGCUGGAGCGCGCAAGACGGCUCGACAAGUACCAAGAGGAAAACAAUGGCCGUACAGUAGGACCCUUGCAUGGCCUGCCCAUCAGCCUCAAAGACCAGUUCCACGUCAAAGGCGUGGAAACGACCAUGGGCUACGUCGGAUGGAUUGGUGGUAACCUAGGGUAUCCCGAUGCGCACGGCAAACACGAGGUGCAGAGCCAGACGGCCGACGAGCUUGAGGCUCUGGGGGCUGUUUUCUAUUGCAAGACGAGCGUGCCGCAGACACUCCUGUAUACCGAGACCGAGAACAAUAUCAUUGGACGGACCCUGAAUCCUCACAACAUGAUUUUGUCCUCGGGAGGUUCUUCCGGGGGCGAGGGUGCGCUUAUAGCACUUGGUGGCAGUGCCAUUGGUGUUGGAACGGAUAUCGGAGGCUCUGUGAGAAUCCCCGCUGGGUUCUGUGGCAUAUUCUCGCUCAAGCCUACCCCUGAACGUCUAUCCUAUCGCACCGUUGCCAACGCUAUCCCAGGACAGACCACAUAUCGCUCGGCCGUGGGGUAUAUGGGAACUUCAGUAGACGGACUGAAUCUCAUACUGAAAUCGGUGCUCUCGACCAAGCCUUGGGCCAAAGAUCCCGCAGUGGUGCCCUUGCCCUACAGAGAAGACAUGAUGCGUGAUUACCUCGGCCGUCUACCGUCGCAGGGGAAGCCAUUGAAGCUCGGCAUUCUCUGGAGAGAUGGGAUCAUUGAGCCACACCCUCCUGUGACUAGAGCCAUGACAAUGGUAUAUGAUGCUUUGAACAGGACAGGACACAAGACCGUUGACUGGUGCCCCCCUUCCCAUAAACACGGAUAUUACAUGCAUCUUGAAUUCCUAUACUCGGACGGACGGGAAGACAUGCAUCGUCAUCUCAAAAAAUCGGGCGAACCUCUUAUACCGCUCCUUAAGCGGUAUACAGGCACAAAAGACCCCAUCUUGCUGCUUGCCUAUCAAGACCUCGUCUUGAGAGCCUUGAAAUACGAGGAACAAUAUGCAGACUACUGGAGGUCAACAGCCGACCAAGAUGGGCAAGAAGUCGAUGCCAUUAUUGUGCCCGUCUGUCAGAGCGCUGCCGUGGUACCGGGCAAGUUGUACUCCUCUGGCUACACGGAAAUCUUCAACCUUUUGAACUACAGCGUGGCGGUAAUCCCCGUGACCAAGGCCGACAAAGAGAUCGAUCUUAUGCAUGAUAGGUACAAGCCAAAGCUUGGGCUGGACGAAUUGAACUGGAACUCUUAUGACCCUGAAAUCUACCAUGGGGCCCCGGUCGGGAUACAGAUCGUGGGCAAGAAAUUCGAGGAAGAAAAGGUGCUUGCUAUUGCGCAUCUUGUAAACCAGGCACUGCAGGAAUCUGAGGGAUCAAAGCCCAACCCCCGGCUCUAGACUAGCGAACCUCCCUAGACAUACUAACACAGGUGCAGCAUCUAUGUAAGCUCGGGUGUCUGGUAAAAACCACAGCAACAAUGAAAACGCACCACAGACUUUUUUUUUGCUUUUGGAAAAAAACCACCCCCCUUCUCAAUCAGCACUUGUUCUGCCCAUUACCCGGGAAAGUGCCCGACUGGUACGCGCCGCCGGCAUCGCCCAGGCAGUCGGCGACGGUCACGAGCUUGAGGUUGUUCUGCCUCGCCCAGUUGAUGAGCCAGGGCACGAGGACGUUGACGGUGCUCUCGUACGUCUCGUGCAUGAGCGGGAUGUGGCCGUUGCCGCCCGCGCCCGCGCGCUGGAACUUGGCCUGGCUCUGCUGCGGAGUCUCGCGGUUCCAGUCGCCGCUGUCAAUGUCGUUGGUGAUGACCUUGUAGCCGAGCGUGCGCAUCGUGUUGAGCGUCUGGCCGCCCGUCGCCAGGUACGGGGGACGCAUGUACGCGGGCUUGCGGCCAAAUAUGUUGACAAACGCCUGCUCCAGCUUUUGCAUCUCUUGGGUGAUGGCGCUGGACUGCAGGUUGCCGAGGUUGGCGUGGCUCCUGAGAGGGGGGGAGUGGGUUAGUGAUGUGAGUUGGUUGUUGGGCUUAUGGGGUUGGCGAGCUGAAUGGAACAAGGAGGGAUGACCAUGCGUACCAAGUAUGCGAGGAGAUCUGAUGACCGCUGUUGUAGGCGUUCCUCACCGCCGAGGCUUGGUUGUAUAUACAGCCUGGGAGAGGGAAAGUGUUAGCUCAUGUUGUUUCCAAGACAAACAUACAACGGAUUCCAUGCCUGUCAAGGUCUAAAUAUCGAGAGACAAAAGGGAACCUACCAUAGAGAGUGCCGGUGAAGAAAAAGGUUGCCUUGCCGCCAGCCGCGUUCAGGGUGUCAACCAGCUUCUGGGUGUAAGUGUAAGGACCAUCGUCAAAGGCCAAAGCGAGAGUGCCUGGCCUUGCACAUUGGGUGUACACAACUCCCGGGUUCGGGGCCCUCCGGAAGAUAUCGAGAGGGCUUGGAGCUGGCCGAGCGGAGACAAGGACGUCUGCUGCGAGAAGCAGCGACGUCGCUAGUACCUGGAGGAGCUUCAUCAUGUCCGAGGUGGACCAGUAAGUAACCUGUGUGGAGGUCAACGGAUGAUACCAGGAGCAAUUCUCAGCCCUGUACACUUAAAGUACCGUUCCCUGUACUAGUUCUAGACCUAGUGUGUACGUAUUCAUCGGAAACACAAAUCUGGAGAAAUCCAAGAUAUAUACUAUUCUCCAGACUAUACUAAGACGGCAUUCGCCCCACAAUCGUCAUGA